AUGGCUACUUCACUCGCCGUCGAUAAACCCCAUCUGGCGCCCGCUGAUGCGGAUGCGAACGACCCUUUCGUCUCCCCGCCCGGUCCCGCCAACCAGCGAUACUCGGGCUACGACAGCCAGUUCUUUGCCCUCGGCUCCGGCGCAUCCCCAGAUCAGGCCAAGCGUGCCCUGCAAGCACACAUUGCCGAUACCGAACGUCGCCUAGAUGAAGCCGGAAAGCUGGGAACAGCUCUUGUUCAGCAGCGCAAGGAGUUGGCCGAGCGAUUAAAGGAGGUCGAAGACCUGCAAACCGAAGGAGAACUUACACCUGAUCUGCGCGCAAAGCUCGUCGAGAUCGAAAAGGAAUUCAAUGAUGUCGCCAGAGAGACUGCAAGGGCCUUCCUGCCCAAACAGAGAGUUCCCAGCAACGAAGCUGCGGGAGGCUCACCCUACGUCCCUGAUGGAAAGAUUGGAAGACGCUCCGUCAGCCCUUCCAAGUUUGAGAGUCAAGCCACCGGGUCGCCUUCGAAGCUGAGUGUGCCAAAUCGCAAAGUCCGCAAUCAGCCGUCCAGCCGCAUUCACGAUAUCGAAUUCGCUGCCGAAAUCAGCACUUCGCUGAUCGCCCAGGUUCGAAACCUUCAAGCUCUCCUUGCCGAGAAGGAUGAGGAGCUCCGCGAUAUCAAAGUCGAUAAGUCAAGAUUAGAACUCGAAACCGAGAGCUUCCAGCAGCGUGUUAAGGCCCUCGAUGAAAGCGAGAACAGGUACAAGGACGAAAACUGGAACUUGGAAACCCAAAUACACGAUUUGAUCGCCUCUCAGAAGGAUGCUGCGGAUCGUGAGAAGAGAUUGACGCAAAGUCUCAACGUGCUGCAAGCAGAGAAGAACUCGGCGCAAAAGGAGCUCGAUGAGGCCAAAGUGUCUCUGGCCAAGCUCGCCGAAGAGCAAGAACGGUUCGCUAGGCAUCUUGACUUGGACUUAACCACAGCCAAGAAGAAUGCCGCUGUCGCAGAGACCGAGAGGAACGCACUGCAGCGCAAGGUUGAUGAGUUGAUGAACCAGAACCAGGAGCUUGCCCGAGCUAUCUCAUCCCAGCGUGGUCGUACUUCUGACCGCGAUUUCGGCCGUGGCAUUAGUGAUGAAGACCUCGAGUCUGCCGCAGAUGGUUUCACGCCCGAGCACUCUCCACCUCCGUCUCCCAUCAAGGGAACCCCUCGCCAUGCUAUGCUGGAGUCAGAGACUCUCAAGAGCUCAUUGCUGCAUGCUCAGCGUACCAUCCAGAGUCAGAAGACCGUCAUCCACCGUGAAAAGACCGAGAAGCUCGAGCUUAAGCGACUGCUCCAAGAUACUCGCGACGAGCUGGAGAAGCUGCGCACCGACGCUGCUCCUGCGCCUGCUCGCCGUAACCGCAAGGUCGAGUCCAGAGAGUUCAAGAAGCCUUCCCGCGGCUUACUUGGAGGCCACCGACACAGCAGAAACGAGGUAUACACGGAGGACCCUGAAUGGGAAGAAGCCACAGAAAUUGGCAGCCCUAGAACCUCACCAACCGCCCACUCGACCUCGACCGUCCGCAGACCUGGUAGCAGCUACAGACCUCAAUUUACAGAUACCAGCGACCACUUUGAGACAGCCAACGAGACCAGUGAUGCUGCCUUUGAAACUGCGAAUGAGCGGGGAACCGAGACUGAAGACUUCCAGACAGGUGCCGAGGAUAUCUCUGGCUCCGACUCAGAGACAGAAACAGAGAUGAGCCCGUCUAAAGGCCGGGAGCUUCGUGCCCAGAACCUGGGGCUUGGCGGUGGCCGCAACUCUUACGACAGCACUGCUUCCACCUCAGCUGACGAGGACGACGAUUAUGUUGAGUACAUCCGCACCCCGACUUCGCAGCAUUCACACCAGCGUAUGCGCGUAAAGCUCAGCCGAGGUCUUAUCAACCGUAGGUCAAGGCAAGUGAGCGAGGAAGCGGCUUUCCAGAGCAGCCCGGGCAGUGCUGCUAUGGGCAGCGCUGUUGGAACGCCCCAGCCUGGUGGUCAGAGCUUGUUCGCCGAGCUUGCUGAGCUCGAGAACAGCGACGCUGAAUCGGUCGAAGGCACACCUAGCCACACUAGGUCCGCGACACCUGGUGCUGAGUCGGAGGUCUCUCAAUCCGCAACGACUAUUCCCUCGCUGUCUCAAGCCGACACCGUCGACAGUAGCAUCAUGACGGACCCAGUCAAGAAGGCCGCGGCAGCACCAAAGCCUACCAUGGUGGACGCAGGCGUCAUGACAGACCCCAUUGUUGAAUCUCCUCCGCUGUCACCUGUCAGCGUUAUGGUUGAUGACCGCGCCGUGUCGCUGGAUUCCAUGGCUGCUGCGAACCAGAUGUCCGAGGGAUUCAACUCUCGGCCGCUGUCCACUGUGUCAUACAGCGAUGCUGGUGCCCAGUACAGCAUGGACGACAAGCUGGCACAGUUCCCCAUGCCACCGUCGACUCUCUCGCAGUUUGUUCUGCCACCGCCUCCUGAGCUUAGCAUGUCUCCAAUUGAUGCUCAGGAUAUUGAGCCCGUUAUCGAGCCUGUGACGCCUCCUCCGGCUCCGGCUCCGCUCACCAUGACAUCAAUUGUGUCUGAGGUUGUCGAACCCAAGGCCGAACCUGAGAUCGUACCCCCGGCACCUACCUUGGCUUACACCCCUCUUGUCUCGGAGGCUGUUGAGCCCAAGGCUGAGCCUGAAGUACCUCCACCGACGCUGAGCAUCUCUUCAUUCCUUUCUGAGGCUGUGGAGCCCAAGGCUGAACCAGAGGUACCACCUCCAGUUCUGAGCCUCUCGGCCCUGCAAGCCCACAACCUUGAACCUGUGGCAGAGCCAGAGGUGCCGCCCCCUACGCUUAGUCUAUCGACGCUGCAAGCUCACAGCAUUGAGCCCAUUGCAGAGCCCGAAGUGCCCCCUCCGGCUCUCAGUCUUUCAACUCUGUGUUCGCACAACCUCGAGCCAGUUGCCGAGCCCGAGGUUCCUCUUCCGGCUCUUAGCCUCUCUGCUCUGCAGUCGCAUAAUCUCGAGCCCAUUGCCGAGCCCGAAGUGGUGUCUCCAGUGCACGAACUCACCCUAUCGGCGCUCGUGUCUGAGGAUAUUGAACCCAGGGCCGAACCUGAGCCUAAGGCUGCGCUGGCCUUGCCAGUACCAGUGCCCGUUCCGGCAUCACUACCAACUCUCAGCCUCUCUUCGAUUACCUCUGAAGGUGUCGAGCCCAAGGCUGAACCUGAGGUCAUCCAGCCGGCGCCUGUUCUUAGCCUAUCUGCACUUUGCUCGCACAACCUUGAGCCUAGAGCAGAGCCCGAGACCUUGCCCCCUGCUCUUAGCCUAUCGACCAUUGUGGCGGAGAACGUGGAGCCCAAGGCAGAACCUGAACCUGUUCCAGAGGUGCCCUCGCUCUCAUUCUCGUCGAUCGCAGCCGAGAACAUUGAGCCGCGGGAGGAGGAAGAAGUUAUUCAGCCCAAGCCUCUUCUCAGUCUCACACCGAUUGCCUUCGAAGACAUUGAGCCGAAGGCUGAGCUCCCUCCAUCCCUCACCCUGUCUUCCUUCUCAUUCGAGAACAUUGAGCCUCAAGCAGAGCCGGAGGUGUUGCCACCGCCGCCACCCGCACUUAGUCUCUCGUCUAUUGCCUCUGAGAACAUCGAGCCCAAGGAAGAGCCUGAGAUCUCCGUACCUCCUACGAUUCUCGCCUACUCCAACAUUCACUCCGAAUUUGUCGAGCCCCAGGCUGAGCCUGUUCCCCCCUUGGAGUACUCCGCUCUUCUGUCUCAACAGGUUGAGCCAGUUCAGUCGCCUGAGGUUGUGAUUCCUAAGCCGAACUUCGCUUUCUCGAAUAUUGAGUCGAUCGAAACCCAGCCGAUUUCUCCUCGCAGCCCCAAACGGGAUGCUUUCAUCAUCCCUCAAGACCUGGAAUCACCAUUCGAUGAGGAGGAUGCGCCAAGGACGCCUAACAGGAACGCUCUGCUUGGCUCUGUCUUUGGUCGCGGAAAGAACAAGGCUCCGGCCAGUCCGGUUAUUGCGGAGGACGAGACUAGACAAUCCCCCAGCGAAGUCCGACAAUCUGAGACCCCUGAGUCUCAGCGACCAUUCAAGGAAAUCUCGACCAACGCCAAUGGCAGACCUGCUCGCAAGGUUACAGUGCAGACAACCGACAAUGGUGCUCAGACUUCUUUGACUGCGGAGGCGAUCGACCAAAUGCUCCUGGCAAAGGUUAAGCCUGUCGAUUCAUCCAGGGACAAGUCACUGCCUGCGGGUAGCAGCAUCGGUACCCCCAGCACCCCUGGCACCGUUCGCAUUCGCCGCCCAUCUCACGACAGCCUCAGCAGUAUCUCCACCGAGCAGAAGGUGGAUCUGUCACAGAGGCCAGGCAGUGCUAACAGCAGCCGCGCGCCUAACCAGCCUCUCCCGCCUCUGCCCUCUAACCACAAGGAGGUUAUUGAGGCAGCUAGAACUGGAUCAUCGCAGGGAAGCGCGUCGGUUAUGGGCCCUCCUCUGUGGCCCGCUUCUGCUAUGAGGAACCAACGGCCGCAGACUCCCAACGGCGCGAGACCGCAAUCUCCGCUUUCAAUCUCUACCAAGAACUCGGCUACUCCUCGCAUGGGCCGGGCUGGGGCCUCGUACGGAACUGCUGAGGUCCAGUCUCCGACUAAGCUGUCGGCUGUGAGCAGACAGUCGUCGGUAUCUUCGUUUGUCUCCGAAAUCGAUAAUCGCUUCAACCCUCGUAACGAGUUGGGCGGCGUGGACGUGUCUGGUUUUGGUGCCAACACCGAUCCCCGCAUGAUCCAGGCAAUUACUCAGACCAUGAUCGGUGAAUACCUGUGGAAGUACACCCGCAAGGCUGGACGAGGGGAGAUCUCCGACUUCAGACAUAGACGGUACUUCUGGGUCCACCCUUACACUCGCACCCUGUACUGGAGUGACCGUGACCCGGCGACUGCCGGCCGAUCUGAGCUCCGUGGCAAGAGUGUUCCCAUUGAGGCUGUCCGCGUGGUAACGGACGACAACCCGAUGCCCCCUGGCCUCCAUCGCAAGAGUUUGAUCGUCAUUUCCCCUGGCAGAACGAUCAAGUUCACUUGCACGACUGGUCAGCGACACGAGACAUGGUUUAAUGCGUUGUCUUAUCUCUUGCUUCGUACAGCCGACGAAGGCCAGUCCGAUGUCGAGGAAAUGGCGGGCCAUAUCACACAGGCCGAUGUGGAUGAGUUUAACCCCCAGUUUGGUCGCCGCAAUAACUCGACGGCUCGACCACGACCACCGCCAUCCUUGUCCUCGUACAACUCACGAACUACUCGUAACCAGUCUCCGGCGAUUGAUAUGUCGAUGAAUGUCCCCACAUUGACCCCCAACAAGCAACAGACCCAAAGGCCUUCUAUCGGAACCCUGGGAAGGAUCAGCGGCUACUUCAACACCCUGUCGACUCUGAGGAGCCGCAGCGGGGCUGGGCCAAACUCGAGCAUCUAUGAGGCCAGCGAGGUACAUGAUAGCGCAGAAGACGUCCGUGAAAUCAUUGAGAGGCAAGACCGGGACGCAGACCGACUGGAGAACGUGCGCGCCUGCUGCGACGGCAAGCACGACGUCGGUACUCUCCACCACCACCACCCUAAGAAGAGUCGUCAUUCUGGCUCCCACACUCACUCUCACUCUGGACCGUCUGCGGCCACACCCAUGAGCACCUUGAAGUCGCGAGCUUGA
Messenger RNA from Colletotrichum truncatum, 5679 nucleotides. RefSeq names its product anucleate primary sterigmata protein a. Gene Ontology annotation, biological process: microtubule cytoskeleton organization; maintenance of protein location in cell cortex. Gene Ontology annotation, molecular function: phospholipid binding; tubulin binding. Gene Ontology annotation, cellular component: cell cortex; mitochondrion. NCBI's taxonomy places the organism in Eukaryota, Fungi, Ascomycota, Sordariomycetes, Glomerellales, Glomerellaceae. The record is from RefSeq and is a predicted model, not a curated record.